GGGGGCGAGGGGACAGUGGCGGGGGCUGGGGCACGGGUGGCAGACGUGGGGACACGGCCUGGAGGUGACAGUGAGCAGGGACAAGGGGGUCCUGCGUGGGGUGAUGUGGUUGGGGGGCCCAGAGGAAUCACAGACCGGGGGGAUAAGGGUGGUGACAGAGCUCGAUAGAGGGGCGGCACUCCCAGGGGCACAAUGCCUGGGCUCUGGGGAGGGAAGAGGGUGGCAAGUCCCUGGAGGUGAUGUGUCUUGUGGAACCCUACGGAUGGAGAGGUUAUUGGAGGGGGGGUUCCAUGCCUGCACUGCCGCUCCCCCAUGCACCCAGGGCCUGGAGCGGACAGAGCAUGAGGGCUUUGGUGGGGGUAACACAGCCUGGGAGGAGGAGAAGCUGUCCAAGUACCAGCACAGUGAGACCCGUCUGCUGGAGGUGCUGGAGAGUGUCUGUGCCCCCUCAGACUUCGCCUGUCACCAGCUGCUGGAGCGAAGUGAGGAGCACGUGGAGCAGUGGUGGUUCCAUGAGCAGCAGCAGCACCCUGACUUUUUCCAGUGGCUAUGUGUGGACAGGCUGAUGCUUUGCUGCCCACCCGGCACCUACGGCCCGGACUGCCGGUCCUGUGCCGGUGGGUCCCGGCAGCCCUGCAGCGGCAAUGGGCGAUGCGAUGGUGACGGCACGCGCCGCGGCACCGGCCUCUGCGUCUGCAGCCCAGGCUACGGCGGCCCCUUCUGCGCCGAUUGCGGUGAUGGCUACUAUGAGGCCUCACGGAACAAGAGCCACCUCGUGUGUGCUGAGUGCUACCAGGCAUGCGGGCGCUGCACGGGUCCCGAGGACUCCAGCUGCCUUCGCUGCAAGAGGGGCUGGGUGCUGCAUGAGCACCGCUGCAUCGAUAUAGAUGAGUGUGGCACAGAGAUGGCUCAUUGCCGAGCCAACCAGUACUGCGUCAACACAGAGGGCUCCUACGAGUGCCGAGACUGCUCCACGGCUUGCAUCGGCUGCAUGGGCGCCGGGCCGGCUCGCUGCAAGAAAUGCAACAAGGGCUACUGGCGGGACGGAGCCAAGUGCCUGGAUGUGGAUGAGUGUGCCAGUGCUGAGGAGCCAGUGUGCACAGGGGUGCAGGAGGUGUGUGAGAACACAGAGGGCAGCUACCGGUGCAUCUGUGCCCAAGGCCACGUCCGCCGAGAUGGGCAGUGCGUGGAGGACAAGCCCCCUGAUGCCCCAGAGAAGGGCUUCUUUGAUGACGUGACUGAUGACGAGGUGGUGGUGCUGCAGCAGAUGUUCUUUGGUGUGAUGAUCUGUGCCCUCGCCACACUGGCUGCCAAGGGUGACAUGGUCUUCACCGCCAUCUUCAUUGGCGCCGUGGCUGCCAUGGCCGGCUACUGGCUCUCUGACCGCAGUGACCGUGUCCUCGAUGGCUUCAUGAAGGGCAGAUAGCUCUGGAGCUGCUGGGCACAAGCAGAGGGGCAGACUCAGCUUGGGGUGCAGGGCCUCCCACAAGCAGGGCUGGCUGCCAAGGCUGCAUCCUGUAGAUGAUGCUGUGCCCUGCAUGCGUCCCCCAGCCCCCCCCUUAGCAUAGGGUCUUGUUUUCCCUGUCCCUGCAGAAUGAGCCAGGAGUACCUGAUCUGGGGGCUCCCACACAGCCCCCUCUGGAUGGAGGGGUGAUGCCAGGCAGUGCAGCAUCGUGUGGGGGGCACAGCAUGCUGCCCCCAGCUCCUUGUGCUCUGGAGGAGGGAGAGGCCUGGCAUUGUGACAGGUGAGGGGGUGGAGGGGCAGGUGAGGGAGGGAACCUGCUAUCUGCUCCCAGGCUGGGGCUCCUGGCCCUGUAGGACUCCCCUCCCAUGAGGCCAUUCCCUGUGUGAGAGUGGGGGGGCUGGGUCCCUCUAUGUCCUGAGCUGUGCGGCCGGGAGAGCUGCCCCCCCAUCCCUGGGCAGAGCCCAUCUUCCCUCCCAGGUUGGGGGCCAGGGGCCCCUCACCACUGGCAGGGUGCUGUGCUGGUGAAGGGGCCCUGCUGGAUGCAUGAGUGUGGCCAUUGCAUUUGUCCGUGGUUUGUCCGUCAGGGUGUGCUCAUCUGUCCGUGUGUCCAUAUCUCAGGAAAUAAAAGCUCUGCACACCCA
Serinus canaria (Common canary) is the source of this 2106-nucleotide messenger RNA. It is a transcript of the gene CRELD1, whose product is annotated as cysteine rich with EGF like domains 1. The record is from RefSeq and is a predicted model, not a curated record. Lineage: Eukaryota; Metazoa; Chordata; Aves; Passeriformes; Fringillidae. The coding region runs from base 104 to 1426 and encodes 440 amino acids. The transcript is spliced from 9 exons. Gene Ontology annotation, molecular function: calcium ion binding.